GAAUAUUCGAAUUGGUCUCUCUUUUUUUUUGCUUGCGAAUUUGAAUUCUACCAGACCCUCGAGUCUAUUAGGAAAAAAAAAAAAAAAAAAAAGUUACUAUUGUUUCGUCGGAUUCUAAUAAUAAGAGCUAAAGUAUUUAGCAACAUACGUAUUAUAAUAAGCCCCUGUCUUCCUCCUACACGCUCUGCUAUAUUGUUACUUUCUCUCUCUACAGCCUCAUUUCAAUUUUCCCCCGACAUGGCCUCCAGUAGCCAGAAUGGAAUUCAACUCUUGCUAGCUGCAGAACAAGAGGCUCAGCACAUUGUGAAUGCUGCUAGGACUGCAAAACAAGCCAGACUUAAACAGGCAAAGGAGGAGGCCGAGAAGGAAAUUGCUGAAUUCCGUGCUCAAAUGGAAGCUGAAUAUCAAAGGAAGGUGGCCGAGAGCAGUGGAGACUCAGGUGCUAAUGUGAAGCGCCUUGAAGAAGAAACGAAUGGAAAGAUCCAUCACCUGAAGGCAGAAGCUUCCAGGAUCUCUCCUGACGUCGUCUCCAUGCUUCUGAGGCAUGUGACUACAGUAAAGAACUAGGUCUUGGUUGAGCAGAGCACGCUGCAACUGCGUUGUCUUGCACCUGCCCUGAUAUGGUGGACUUUUCAUUUGCUAUUGUUUUAUUUGGUGUUGCUGCAAAUUGUUUCCUUGUUAUCGAAUAAAGCCGUGAAAGUUUUAGUGUUGAUUUUUGGGGAGAUAGACCUUUGUUGAAUGACUGUGUCAGCAGUGUAUAUUUUGUUGUUGAGAAUCAACUAUGUAACUCAACUUCAAAACUUGUUACUCGACUUCCUUUCCCAUGAGGUAUUUCCAACUUUAUGCUAAAUUAUAUAAGUAAAUAGAUAUUUGAAUU
Salvia miltiorrhiza (redroot sage) is the source of this 877-nucleotide messenger RNA. RefSeq names its product V-type proton ATPase subunit G 1-like. The record is from RefSeq and is a predicted model, not a curated record. Bases 238 to 567 code for a protein of 109 amino acids. Gene Ontology annotation, cellular component: vacuolar proton-transporting V-type ATPase complex. NCBI's taxonomy places the organism in Eukaryota, Viridiplantae, Streptophyta, Magnoliopsida, Lamiales, Lamiaceae. Gene Ontology annotation, molecular function: proton-transporting ATPase activity, rotational mechanism. The transcript is spliced from 4 exons. Gene Ontology annotation, biological process: proton transmembrane transport.